Molecule: messenger RNA, 2679 nt
Organism: Macrobrachium nipponense
Lineage: Eukaryota; Metazoa; Arthropoda; Malacostraca; Decapoda; Palaemonidae
Exons: 1
Coding region: 1-2679 (892 amino acids)
Biological process (GO): DNA integration
Molecular function (GO): nucleic acid binding
Source: RefSeq, a predicted model, not a curated record
AUGUAUACAGACAAUUGGUUGAGUGGUGCGGAUUUUGCUGUAGAAGCAGCUGAUAAAUUUUGUGAAGCCUGUAGCAUUUUUGCUGAUGCUAGUAUGGACCUUACAAAGCUUGUGUCAAAUAGUUUGCUGAUUACUUCUCAGUUAUAUGACAAGGUACCAUUUAUAAAUUCUGAUGGAUGUAAUACUGUAUUAGGCCUUAAGUGGUGUAACUCACAGGACAGUUUCUCCUUUGAUGGCAUAACCUCAGAUUCUGUUGUAGAAGUAGUCUCUACUAAGCGAAGCAUCCUUAGUGUGAUAGCUAAGAUUUUUGACCCUUUAGGAUUAAUUAGUCCAUAUGUUAUGUACGGCAAGAUACUUUUUCAGGAACUCUGGAAACUGGGUCUGACUUGGGAUCAAGAAAUGCCAUCAGAGUUGAAGCAUAAGUUUCAGAAAUGGCUUCUUAGUAGUCAACAUUUUAAGAAUUUUCAGAUAGAUAGAUGUUAUUUUCCACAAAAGGCCUGGGAGAAGCUUAGUCAUAUGGAGCUACAUGGGUUUGGCGAUGCUUCUGAAAAGGGCUAUGGGGCUUGUGUGUACCUGCGAGUACCUGUGGAGAACAGCUCAUAUAAGGUGUCAUUAGUAUCCUCUAAGUCAAGAGUUGCACCCAUAAAGACAAUUACAUUGCCGAGGUUAGAACUCAUGGGAUCUCUUUUGUGUUCAAGAUUAGUCAACUUUGUGAAGAACGCCCUUAACCUAGAUAACAGUGUUAGAGUUAGGUGUUGGACAGAUUCUACCAUUGCUUUGUCAUGGAUUCAAGGAGAUGCUAGUAAUAAGAAGGACAUAUUUGUAGCUAAUCGGGUAAAGGAAAUCAGAGAGUUAACACCUCCAAGUUGCUGGCAACAUUGUGGAAGUAAGGACAAUCCAGCUGACCUGAUAACACGGGGUCUUUUGGUGGACAAUCUUGUGGAUAGUACUAUGUGGUUCUAUGGGCCUAGUAUGUUAAAAGACACCCUAUACCAGGUAAGGGAAGGUAACACAAUUGUUAAAGAUAAAGAAGAAAUAAGCACAGAAAGCACUGUUGCCUGUCUCAAUGUACAAGGAGUGCCAAAAAACCCUUUGAUAGAUUUAGAUCGAUUCAGUAAAUUAAGCAAGGUGUUAAGAGUUACAGCUUAUGUCUUAAGAUUUAUCAGAAAUUGUAAAAUUAGUCAAAAUAAAGUGGAGGGCCCUCUCAUUACUGAAGAGAUUGAUUUUGCUAAAUUGAAGUUGAUUUACUGCAUCCAAAGAGAAGUGUUUUCUGUAGAAAUAAAGGCACUUUUAGGUAACAAGGCUAUUCCUCAAUGGUCUAAAUUAAGAAAUCUUGACCCCUUUCUAGAUGAUAAAAGAUUAUUAAGAAUUAAGGGUCGUCUUGAGUUUUCUAACUUAGACUAUGACACUAAACAUCCUGUCAUAAUUCCCAAGGGUCAAUUUGCUAAGUUGUUGAUCAGAUUUCAGCAUGAGUUUUUGAAGCAUGCAGGUGUGGAUACUGUAAUUUCAUCCCUACGGAAUAGCUUUUGGAUUAUAGGAAUGAGGAGAUUAGCUAAGACAGUAAUGAAGGAAUGUUUAAGUUGCCGUUGGCAUGAUUCAAAACCUUGCAGUCAACCUGUGGCUCCAUUACCCAAAGAAAGAGUAAAGUCUUCUCCACCCUUUGAUGUAACAGGCUUAGAUUAUGCAGGCCCUCUUUUUUGUGCCGAUUGUCCUAGUAAGAAAUUUUAUGUAUUAUUGUUCACUUGUGGUGUUGUACGAGCCGUACACCUAGAGCUUACAGAAUCUUUAUCCUUGUCUGACUGCUUAUUGGCUAUAAGAAGAUUUGUUGCCAGGAGAGGUUUACCUAGUAUCAUAUAUUCAGAAAAUGCAAAGACUUUUGUAGCUGCUAAAUAUGAGGUACAAAGGAUGUAUAGCCACUUGGCUCCCAAAUGGAACUUUAUAGCCCCUCGUGCUCCCUGGUGGGGCGGCUGGUGGGAGAGGCUCAUUAGGUCGGUUAAGCUUUCUUUGAGAAAGACACUAAAUCUGAACUAUGUAAGUAAGAGUGAAUUAGAAACUAUACUAGUAGAAAUAGAAUCAUGUAUUAAUUCUAGACCGUUGACUUAUGUGAGUGAUGAACCUGAUUCCAUUCACUAUCUCACUCCCUCACAUUUUAUCCUAGGACGAGCCUCACACUGUAAAUCCUUAAUAAAUGUAGAGCCAUGUAAGGUGACUUCCAGGGACUUGAAUGAAAGAGAAGUUGUAAGAAACCAGAAGCUAGAACAUUUUUGGAAACUUUGGAGUAACAAUUAUAUAACUAAUUUGCCUCAAGUUGUAAAAGGAUUCAAUAAGAAAUGUGAUUUGUCUAAGGGUGACCUUGUGUUGAUAAAAGAGGAUAACAUUCCUAGAUUGAAGUGGCCUCUUGGGGUUAUUGUAGAUGUGUUUAAAGGUAAAGAUGGACUUGUAAGAAGUGUAAGGAUCAAAACUAAAAGGGGAGAGGUGACUAGACCCAUUCAAAGAUUGUAUGAUCUAGAAGUAGGUAGAUCCGAAGAUUUGAUUACUGCUGAUGCAUCCUGUGAUGAUCUUGAUAGAGAUGUAUGUGAUAAUCCUCAAAUGCCCAUGUAUACUGUGAGUGAUGAUGAUGUACUUCCUAGGUCUAAGUCUGGUAGAGUAAUUAAGCCCCCUACUAAGUUAGAUUUAUAG